CAACCGCUCGGUUAAACUUUGAAAGGAAAAGCUCAAAAGCUUGAUCUUCAAUGAGACAAAUUUAUUGCGCUAACUUUUUCACUCUCCCUGCUAUGGCGUAGAGUUCAAGUUAUUCUUCGUCCAUCUCUCUCUUGAUUGAAGUGGAUCAAAGCUUACUCCUUUUCCUCACUCUCUCUCUCUCUCACAGAGACGGACAAACACAAGACACAGGAAUUCGUACAGAAAUGCGGUGUGGAUCUGAAGCGGCAUUGGCUUUGUUUCUUAUGCUUUGGUUUUUCUAAACAAAGGCGGCAUUUUGAGUGCUUGAGUGUGUUGGGAACUUGACUAAUCACCUUGAUUAUGGUCUAAAAAGGGGCCCCUCAACAGUACUAAGAUUUAUUGGAAGUCUACGAGGCCCUGGACAAGUCAGAAGCUGCUUUGAUUUUUCAAAAUGAUUGUGACAUUCAACGAUGAGUUUUUUGGCAUACCUUAUUGCAUAUUUUCCAAUUCCAACUGCCUUGCUGAUGGCUAUUGAUCAGUCAUUAAACCUGAGUGCUUGAAGCUCAGUUUCAACCUCAAAGUACUGGUAAAAGAGAGUUCAUGAAACAUGAAGAAAUGUUUCAGAGGUCUCAUUAUUCUAACAUCCUUCUUUGCCAUCUUUACAUUCCUGCUGUUGAGAUAUGUCAUUGUGAAAAACCCAUUAGUAGAAAUUUCGUUUCCGAGCCCUUACCAUCGAAAUAACUCUGAACAUCUUUAUUGGAUGACUGGUGGAGGAAAUGUGCUGGUUUCUCAGAAUCCAAAGAAUGAAUCCGAAGUAGUCUCAACUGGUUCCUUAAUGUCACAACUUUCCAUACCACAUAAUCUUUCAAAUGAAGAAGAGGUUUCUCUGCAGACAUGGAAACAUAUGGCACACUUGGUCAAUCAGUCUAAAGGCUUACCUCAGGCAGUUGAGGCUGUCAAGGAAGCUGUUACUGCAUGGGAAGAUCUCAGGGGAUCAAUUGAAGAUGAAAAAUUAGAAAGGUCAGGUAAUAGAAGUAAAAGCAAAGGGCGGAAAGAGCAGCAGUGUCCCUAUUUUAUUAUAAGGAUGAAUGUUUCAGAAAUUUCAAAUAGUGAUUUCAGGCUAAGGAUUCCUUGCGGACUGGUUCAGGGGUCUUCCCUGACUAUCAUUGGCACGCCUGAUGGAAUUCUAGGAAAUUUCAAGAUUGAUCUGUUGGGAACGGCUAUACCAGGUGAACAAGAUCCUCCCAUAAUCCUGCAUUACAAUGUCCGGCUUCAUGGUGAUAAAAUCACAGAGGAUCCAGUAAUUGUUCAAAAUACUUGGACUUCAGCUCAUGAUUGGGGUCUGGAGGAGCGUUGCCCUUUUCCAGAUACUGAAAAUAACCAAAAAGUGGAUGAUUUACAUCAAUGCAGUAAAGCUGUGGGUGAAGAUGAUGAGCACAUCUUUGCAUCAAAAAUAUCUUCUAAUUCUUCAGCAGUGAACCCUUCUAAAAAGAAAGUUGUUAAACCUAGAAGAUAUUUUCCCUUUAAGCAAGGGUAUCUUGCUGUCUCUACCCUGAGAAUAGGGGCUGAAGGGAUCCAGAUGAGUGUUAAUGGGAAGCAUAUAACUUCUUUUGCUUUUCGUGAGACAUUGGAGCCAUGGCUUGUUAAUGAAGCAAGGAUUUCAGGUGACAUUAAACUGCUCUCUAUCCUUGCAAGUGGUUUGCCAACUUCUGAGGAUUUUGAGCAUGUUGCUGACUUGGAGUCUCUCAAGUCUGUUAUUUUGCCGAUUCAUAAAGGCAUAGAUCUCUUCAUUGGUGUAUUUUCCACUGCAAAUAAUUUCAUGCGGAGAAUGGCUGUUAGGAGAACUUGGAUGCAAUAUGAUGCUGUGCGAUCUAGAGCUGUUGCUGUACGUUUUUUUGUUGGUCUGCAUAAAAACCAACUGGUGAAUGAGCAACUAUGGAAUGAAGCGCGCACUUAUGGAGACAUUCAGUUGAUGCCUUUUGUUGAUUAUUACAGCUUGAUUACAUUAAAAACUGUAGCCAUAUGCCUUUACGGGAUAAAUAUUGUAUCAGCCAAGUAUGUUAUGAAGACAGAUGAUGAUGCUUUUGUCCGCAUCGAUGAAGUGCUUUCUUCUUUGAAUAGUACGAAUGUCACUCGCGGGCUGUUAUAUGGUAAGAUCAACAACGAUGAUCAACCUAAUAGAGACCCCGACAGCAAGUGGUAUAUAAGCCCCGAGGAAUGGCCUGGUCAAACUUAUCCUCCAUGGGCUCAUGGACCGGGCUAUGUGGUGUCCAGAGACAUAGCAAAAGCUGUCUACAAGCAACAUAAGAAAGGUAGAUUAAAGAUGUUCAAAUUAGAAGAUGUGGCAAUGGGCAUAUGGACAAAUAAUAUGAAGAAAAGAGGGAUGGAUAUUAAAUAUGUCAAUGAUGGCAGGAUUCUGAUUGAAGGGUGUGAGACUGGGUAUGUUGUUGCCCAUUACCAGCAGCCAAGAGAAAUGCUGUGCCUCUGGCAGAAGCUCCAGGAGACGAACCGGGCGAGUUGCUGUGGCGAAUAAUGAAAUCAGCAAGUAGAACUCACUUAACCGUUUUCGACACGUACGGGCUUCAUUGCUGCAAACUGAUGCCGGAUAUUCUGACCAAAUACGAAGAAUCGAUGAAAUUGAUGACAGUGAACCGAUUGGACUAACCAGUACUCCUUUUUGUUUUCCCAUUUGUUGGCUAUCGUUAGGAUUUUAGAAUUAGAUGUGUUAUGGAGUGUUCAUGCCAAGAGGCUUGUGUUUACUGGUAUAUGAUGGUUAGGCUUAAGAGUGUACAGAAGCAACCCUAUUGUAAAUAUGGUUUAUCAGAAGAAAUGUUAUGAUGUUAUGUGAAAUUUGAUUGCUUUUCCUUUUUUUUUUUUUAUCUGAAAAAUUUUCUGUGAAGUUUUGUAAAUCAAAUUCUAAAGAUG
Molecule: messenger RNA, 2904 nt
Organism: Dendrobium catenatum
Lineage: Eukaryota; Viridiplantae; Streptophyta; Magnoliopsida; Asparagales; Orchidaceae
Product: beta-1,3-galactosyltransferase GALT1-like
Exons: 9
Coding region: 587-2512 (641 amino acids)
Cellular component (GO): Golgi membrane
Molecular function (GO): galactosyltransferase activity; carbohydrate binding
Source: RefSeq, a predicted model, not a curated record